UGGCAACGAUUGUAGGCAGCGGGAGAGAAGCUCCGAUUGGUCCAAAACCGUGUCAGUCAGGUAGCACGGGAAACGGGCCUUUGGGUGUGUAGAGACUCCCGGAAAGGGAGAGAGAGCGCAGCGCCUGGCUGGGCACGCUGUUCGAUUGAGCAGCGUGUGCCCUGACUACGUCGUAGGAGCAGCAGAAUCCAUGCGAGUGUCCAGCAUCCUUUUCAGAACGCGAAUGCCUCUCAGGCCUGACAAUGGAGGGCAGCAGUAGAGAUCUGGUGGAGAAGUUUGUUAGUAAGAAACUUUCCCAGAAUGAAGCCUGCAGGAAGUUCUCCAAUAAUCCCCAACCCAAUGCCAUAUCUAAUGGAACUUCUACUUCAGAGCGCCCCGGGGAAGGGGCCACGCAGGGCAUUGUGGAGGAGGAAGUCCUUCAAGCCCUUUUGGAAGCAACAGAGGAGUUUGAGUUGAGAUAUCAGCGUGCCUUCAGUGACCUGACCUCACAGCUGCACAUCACCCAGGACACGGCCCAGCAGAGCUUCCAGCAAGUUAUGGGAGAGUUGUUCAGGGAUGGGACAAACUGGGGGAGAAUUGUGGCUUUCUUCUCAUUUGGGCGGGCCCUAUGUGUGGAGAGUGCAAACAAGGAGAUGACUGAUCUGCUACCCAGAAUUGUCCAGUGGAUGGUGAAUUAUCUAGAGCACACACUGCAGCCCUGGAUGCAGGAGAAUGGAGGCUGGGAAGCUUUUGUUGGCCUGUAUGGAAAGAAUGCCGCAGCCCAGAGCAGAGAAAGCCAGGAACGAUUUGGCAGGUUGCUGACUAUAGUGAUGCUGACUGGUGUUUUCGCAUUGGUCUGCUACAUGAGGCGCCGAUAGAAUCCUUAACUACACCCAGGAAGUUCUGCAAUACACCUUUGAUAUGCUGUUGGCUUGCACUGGGUCGCCUAUCAUGGACAGACUAGUCCAGUGGCUUGGAUUUUUUUUUUUUUUUUUAUGGUUUUUCAUUUCUUGAGGUCCCCUUUGCUCACAGCCGUUACAGGUUUUAUCUUAACUGGCCUUCAGCCUGAGCUGCUACAUAAGCAAUGGCUUCCUGGCACUAUUUAGGAACCUCUGUGUUAGGUUGUUUGUUGUUGCCUUGCGCUCAGCAAUGGUUAUUAAACAUUAUGUGUAAAA
This is a messenger RNA of Xenopus laevis (African clawed frog), 1154 nucleotides long. RefSeq names its product BCL2 like 1 S homeolog (gene bcl2l1.S). Bases 243 to 857 code for a protein of 204 amino acids. NCBI's taxonomy places the organism in Eukaryota, Metazoa, Chordata, Amphibia, Anura, Pipidae. Gene Ontology annotation, cellular component: centrosome; membrane; synaptic vesicle membrane. The record is from RefSeq and is a predicted model, not a curated record. Gene Ontology annotation, biological process: intrinsic apoptotic signaling pathway in response to DNA damage; negative regulation of apoptotic process; extrinsic apoptotic signaling pathway in absence of ligand. The transcript has 3 exons. Gene Ontology annotation, molecular function: BH domain binding.